AGACACCCUUCUCAUUUCCUUGCUUUGGUUCGCCGUCAGCGAGCUGCGCAGCGAACUCCCAUGAUGCCUCAGGUUGCGCAUGUGCAGAAAGGACGCAGCUCAGGAAGAGGAAAAAAAUAGGAAAAGAGCAGGGGAAGAGAGGAAAAUAAGAAAGGGAAAGCGCUUGGGAGAGGGGCGGCGGGCUUGGCACUAGCGUAUAUACGGGAGCGCCCGGUUUGUGAGGGAGAGGGGCAGCGCUGGGACGGCUUGUUGUUACUUUAUUACUAGGCCUGAGCGCUCCGCAUAGGCCCAAACUCGGGGGGUGUUCGCUUCUUCCUGACACCCAGGGACCCCACUGUGCGUUCUACCAACUCUCUCUCCCCUCCAUGGUGGCGCCGGGUAGCGGGGCUGGAGCAGUAGCGCGGCCAUGAACAGCGGACUGACCCCGUCCCCGUCUCCGGCAGUGGCGGCAGCAGGUCCCGCGGGGGUUCCCGGGUCCAAGCUCAAGUUCUGCCGCUACUACGCCAAGGAUAGGACCUGCUUCUACGGGGACGAGUGCCAGUUCCUACACGACGACCAACUCGGGGGGAUCCACGGCAAUGGCAAUUCCCCGCUCAGCCUUCCCGGCGGGGUCCCAGCUGCUGUCUACCCGCAGCCCGUCACCCCUGUGGGAAGUAAGAAGUUGGAUCUGGCGGGACUGGAAGCCCAGCGCUUGGCCAUUCCUGGUUUAGAUGGUGGUGCUAUUCCAGACACCAGUCUUACAGAUUCCUACUUCAGUACCAGCUUUAUUGGUCUUAAUGGAUUUGGAAGCCCAGGUGAAGCUACCUACCCAAGAAUGCAGAGAAUGACUAACAGCAGCAGUUCCCCCAGCCUUCUCAAUGACAGUGCCAAGCCAUAUGCAGCCCAUGACCCUUUAGGUUCACCAGCUUCAGCAAUGUUUAACGAUUUUGGUGGUCUCACCAUGUCUCAACGACGGAAGACUCCUAAUCCAACUGCAAGUGAAUUUAUUCCAAAGGGAGGAUCAACUUCGAGGUUAAGUAACAUGUCACAGUCCAGCAUGUCUGCCUUUUCCCAAGCGCUGUUUUCACAUCCAUCCAUGGGAGGUCCUACUGGUGCUGGCCUUGCUCCAGGCAUGUCACUGUCAGCUGGAUCUUCUCCUCUACAUUCCCCUAAAAUCACACCCCAUACGUCCCCUGCUCCACGACGAAGGAGCCAUACGCCGAACCCUGCAAACUACAUGGUGCCUACCAGUGCCUCGACGCCUGUCACAAAUUCUGUCUCCCAGCCGCCAUCAACAGGAGAGAUCAUACAGAAAGCUACUGUAGGUGGGACAACCUAUUUCUACACCGAUACGACUCCAGCGCCACUCACGGGAAUGGUUUUUCCAAACUAUCAUAUUUACCCUCCAACUGCACCACACAUUGCUUACAUGCAGCCAAAAGCGAAUGCACCCUCCUUCUUUAUGGCGGAUGAGCUGAGGCAGGAAUUGAUAAACAGGCAUUUAAUAACAAUGGCUCAAAUCGAUCAAGCAGAUAUGCCAGGCGUCCCUGCAGAGGUUGACAGCUACCACAGCCUCUUUCCACUGGAACCACUGCCACCUCCCAAUCGAAUUAAAACAAGCAACUUUGGAUAUAUCACAUCAUGCUACAAGGCUGUGAACAGCAAAGACGAUUUGCCAUACUGCCUGCGUCGGAUUCAUGGUUUUCGCCUUGUAAACACCAAGUGUAUGUCUUUGGUUGAUACCUGGAAAAAAAUUCAGCACUCGAACAUUGUCACCUUACGAGAAAUGUUUACCACCAAAGCUUUUGGAGAACAUUCCCUUGUGUUUGCAUAUGAUUUUCAUGCUGGGAGUGAAACGAUGAUGAGCAGGCAUUUUAACGACCCAAGUGCAGACGCUUAUUUCACAAAACGAAAAUGGGGGCAGCACGAUGGUCCGUUACCGCGACAACAUGCUGGUCUGCUUCCCGAAUCCCUCAUUUGGGCUUAUAUCGUCCAGCUAAGCUCCGCCUUGAGAACAAUUCACACGGCUGGCUUGGCGUGCCGCGUUAUGGAUCCAACGAAAAUUCUUAUUACUGGCAAAACAAGGCUGCGUGUCAACUGUGUUGGAAUCUUUGACGUUUUGACAUAUGAUGGAAGUCAAAAUAAUCCUGUAGCUUUAAUGCCUCAAUACCAGCAAGCGGACCUGAUCUCAUUAGGGAAGGUCGUAUUGGCUUUGGCUUGCAACUCUCUGGCAGGAAUCCAGCGGGAGAAUCUGCAGAAAGCUAUGGAACUUGUCACCAUCAACUAUUCCUCUGAUUUAAAGAAUCUCAUUCUGUACUUGCUGACUGAACAGAACCGGAUGCGGAGCGUCAAUGACAUUAUGCCAAUGAUUGGUGCUAGAUUUUAUACACAGCUGGACGCUGCUCAGAUGCGCAAUGAUGUCAUAGAAGAGGACCUUGCCAAGGAAGUACAGAAUGGAAGGUUGUUCAGACUGCUGGCAAAACUGGGAACAAUUAAUGAGAGACCAGAGUUUCAGAAAGACCCAGCCUGGUCAGAAACUGGGGACAGAUAUUUGCUUAAGCUCUUUAGGGAUCAUCUUUUUCAUCAGGUGACAGAAGCAGGAACUCCAUGGAUUGACCUCAGUCAUAUCGUGUCAUGUCUUAACAAGUUAGAUGCUGGUGUACCAGAAAAAAUCAGCCUCAUUUCCAGGGACGAGAAGAGCGUACUCGUGGUAACUUACAGUGAUUUAAAACGCUGCUUUGAAAAUACGUUUCAGGAACUGGUUGCAGCGGCAAACGGGCAGUUGUAGUAUUUGCUGAUAGCAUGCAGGGCAUUGCUGAGGAACUAAACCAAUAGCAAAUUGCACUACAGCUGGUUUGUCGCCACCGUCAUCUCAUUUCACCAUUGGGAAUCAAACAGGAGAUGAGCAAAGCUGCUUGCACUUCAGUCAGGUACACUGUUACUUGAAAGGAAGAAUGUUUCGUUUAUCCUAGAGCUAUGGCUGCCAACGGAGGCUUUAUCUGUGAAGAAUUUUAUUUUAAAUAACGGAGCGUCAUCGGGUGAAUGAUGUUCCUGCUUUUAUUUUUCCACUUGCAUAUGCACUAAUUUUAAUUUUAAGACUUUCUGACCUUUCGAAGGCGCUUUUUUUUUUUUUUUCUCCCCCUCCGCCAUGUAAAAACAUUUAACCAAGGACACUGAUUUGCCAUCAGGAAAAAGGAAGACGACGAUGUUGAUCACACGUGCCCCAGUGGUUUGUAAGCAGCAGGCAGAGGUGCGAUUUCAUAUAAACUGCUGUUUUAUAGACCUUUUUUUCAACAUAGAAAUGAUGUAUCUAAGGUCUUUCUCCACCCCCACUGGCCUUCACUUGCUACCAAACUCAUUGUGAGGACAUAGGAAUAGAGUAAAGGCGCACACAUGAACUAAUAUGGUAGACGCCAGGCUGUUGCUCGUACUCAUUACUGGACUUCGGCUCUCUAAGGAUAUGCAUUUUAACAUUGGUUUCUAUAAAAACACAGCCAGCGCCCUAUUGCAGUUUCUGUACAUAGGAUUUCCCGCUUGCCUGGCACAUACAUGACGUUUUGUCACGUCACGUAUUCCAUUCUCUCUCUCUCCGAACCACAGCUUUAUAAGGUACCAUACACUGGAUACUGAGACACUGAGACUAAUACUCCUGGACGCAGCAGUUUCCUGUCCCUGAGAGGGAAGUGAUUGGCUUUGCCUCGUGCAGUAGAAAAACCUACUGUUGCCACCAUGUUUGUAGCCCUCUCAAUUAUCCAUUUUGUUAAAACAAACAAAAAAAAAAAAUCUAUAUAUUUUUGUCUCCUUGCUAUAAAGUAUACCUUUGUAGCUGUGAAUCGACACAAAGUAUUCACCGAAUUCCUCGCAGAAUAACCGAAUAUUUUUUAUUGCCAAAAAGUAAGAUUUUUUGCUCCAUAGAUGUUUCAUUUCUAAAGCGUUUUGUUAAUUGUUUUGGGACGGGGGUGGGGCCUUCUGAGUAUUUGUAGCAUAAAAAUAUUGAUGCUCAGUGUCAGGAGCGACCAAUAAGAGUAUUGGGGCUGAAAUAAAUGACAGUUUGUUCGGAUUAUGGUUUUUUUAAAACUCUCACCAGGGCUGCGCAUUCGCGUAUGGAUGGACCCGGGCCAUCGUUCCUUCUGUUUCAUGACAAUGUAGGAAGACGCAGAGUAUCAAACGCGAGAGUGCCGCCUUCCGAGGAUAGAGUACCGUUUGCCACACCGUUAUACUUAUAUACACACAAUUUUUUUUUAUGUACAAGAAUUCCCACCUUUGGGGAGAUAACAAGCAAGAACAGACUUUUAUCGUUAGUCUAUGUAAGAUCACAAGAGAAGCAGCUGUCUUUUUUUAUAUGUUUUUGGAAAAACAAAUCAUAUGGGAGUUUUUUGUACAAAAGAAGUACUUGUAUUCUAGAAGAGAUGCUUAAUUUAUAAGCGGACUGCAUUUACACCUUUUGGUUUUUGUUUUUGUCAGUUCUACUCUGCUGUAAGGACCUGGCGCGUGCUAGCCGCUCACAGGGCUUCCCAGCACUGCCUGUUCUAAAGGGGAUCAUACAUGUCCAUCUUGGUGUUUGUACGUACAUACGCAUAUAUACCUAUUGCUUUUUCCCCCCUUUUUAUUUUUUCCUUUUGGGACCAAUAUUUUAGAAGAAAGCAAAAUGGCAGGCUUUCAACCAGCAUACCAUCAAUCUUUGCAUAUAUGGGGGGGAAACCCCAAGUAUUGCUGCCAGCUAAUUUGCUUGAACCCAUACUUUAUUCUCAGGAUUACAGCGAGAGUGAUUUUAUAUAGGAAUGUUUGGCGAUACAGUUCAUGCAUGCACUUUUAUGUUCCGACCCAAAUAAAACCCAACAGAACUCCCGCCUUCACGCCGCUCGUCACCCCCCCCCCCCAACCACAGUUUGAAUUCCAUUUCUUAGCUGCACCCUUUAUCUAGUAGCAAUAACCUGCUGCCAAUGCAAGUCAUGCCGUCCCGCCAUGGUGGGUAGAAUAGGGUGCCGCAAAGCCCCCCAACAAAAAGAAAAAAAAAAAAGCACAGAAAGAAACUACGUUUAAAAAUGUUUAAACAAAAUCAUGGUGUUUUCUUUUAAAUUUUUGUACAUGUUUUAAAUUUUAUUUUCUCUUUGUGUAAAUAUUAUGGGUACUUUCCCCCCUGAUCGCAUCUUGUAUUAUCUGCUUCCUUUAUAAUGUACCUCUGUUUUUUUUGUUUUGGGUUUUUUUUUUUUUUCUUCAAAUGUCAUGAUCCCCCAAAUGUUACCCAUCCUUUUGUUUUCACAUGUACAGCAGUAUUUUUUAAUAAAGGUUAAAAUAAA
Molecule: messenger RNA, 5279 nt
Organism: Xenopus tropicalis (tropical clawed frog)
Lineage: Eukaryota; Metazoa; Chordata; Amphibia; Anura; Pipidae
Gene: pan3
Product: poly(A) specific ribonuclease subunit PAN3
Exons: 18
Coding region: 407-2767 (786 amino acids)
Biological process (GO): nuclear-transcribed mRNA catabolic process, deadenylation-dependent decay; nuclear-transcribed mRNA poly(A) tail shortening; positive regulation of cytoplasmic mRNA processing body assembly
Cellular component (GO): PAN complex; cytoplasm; nucleus
Molecular function (GO): metal ion binding; ATP binding; RNA binding
Source: RefSeq, a predicted model, not a curated record